UGCGCUCUCGCAGCUCUGUCCUCACUGCACACCGCGCAUCCAGGGAAGGAAUGAGUGACAGACCAGCAGCAAGAGGCUGGGGUAAGUGUGGACGUCUGUGUAAGUGUGAGACCAGCAUGGUGGCAUUUAAAGGAGUCUGGACUCAGCCUUUCUGGAAAGCUGUUUCAGCAGAAUUUUUGGCCAUGCUAAUUUUUGUGCUCCUCAGCCUUGGCUCUACAAUCAACUGGGGUGGAUCUGAGAAACCUCUGCCUGUAGACAUGGUCCUUAUCUCUCUCUGCUUUGGACUCAGCAUUGCAACCAUGGUUCAGUGCUUUGGACACAUCAGUGGCGGCCAUAUUAACCCUGCAGUGACUGUUGCUAUGGUCUGCACUAGGAAGAUCAGCCUUGCCAAGUCUGUCUUCUAUAUUGUUGCCCAGUGCCUGGGUGCCAUAGUGGGGGCAGGAAUUCUCUACCUUGUCACGCCCCCAAGUUUGGUGGGAGGCUUGGGAGUUACUAUGGUACAUGGUGAUCUUUCCGCUGGCCAUGGACUCCUGGUGGAGUUGAUAAUUACUUUCCAGCUGGUUUUUACUAUUUUUGCCAGCUGUGAUUCAAAACGAAGCGAUGUUACUGGUUCAGUGGCUUUAGCAAUUGGAUUUUCUGUUGCAAUUGGACAUUUAUUUGCUAUCAACUACACUGGUGCUAGUAUGAAUCCUGCUAGAUCAUUUGGACCUGCAGUUAUCAUGGGAAAAUGGGAAAACCACUGGGUGUAUUGGGUGGGACCAAUAAUUGGAGCAGUCCUUGCAGGAACCCUUUAUGAGUAUGUAUAUUGUCCAGAUGUUGAGCUCAAGCAACAUUUAAAAGACGUCUUCGGUAUGGCCACUCAUCAGUCUAAAGGGAAAUACAUGGAGGUGGAUGAUAGCAGGAGCCAGAUAGAGACAGAUGACUUGAUCCUGAAGCCUGGCACCAUUCAUGUGAUUGACGUUGACAGGAGUGAAGAGAAGAAGGGGGGCGAUCCAACCAAUGAGGUGUUAUCUUCUGUAUGACUAGCAAGGAGCACUGAAAGCAGAGAACAACCUGCCAGAAUGUCCACAGAUAUCCUUCCACCCAUUAAAGAGACAGAUUUACUGUAAACCAAUCACCUGCAAUAUCUGAAAAUGUAUGGAGAUGACAACAGCUAAGUAGUUGCUUCACCAAGCUAUACACCUGCUCAGUUUGAUUAGACAUGCACUAUACCAUAAAUUCUUCCAAAUUCAGAAAUUUCCUUUAUGGGAAGGACCAGCUCCACAGUAAAUCUGAAAGAGCCGAUAGCAUUUCCUUUUUAAUAAAGCCAUCAAUAGCAAGAUGGAAAUAAAGAUGUUUAACAUGAGAUUGACAGUUAAGACUUAUCUGCAAAUGCCUAUAGCACACAGACGUAUUUAUCAGAUUAUUCUUCUGACACUUAAUUGGCUGUUGUCAACCCUGGUUAGAAUGUCUUAUCCAUUAAGUGUUCUUUGCAAGGUUCGAUGACAAUAAUGCCAAAGUACAGCAUGCAACAGAUUCAUCCAAAUUUAAGGUAGUAUUUUUUGUUCUUGUAUAUCCAAUCAUUGUUUCUUACAAACUCUGAAAAACUAUAUUUUAAUAGGCAAAAAUUGGUUCCUGUCAGUCAUCCUACCAGUUUUCACCCAUUACAUGUUCAUGUUCUGGUUAAAAAGUACAGGCAGUCCCCGG
Pelodiscus sinensis (Chinese soft-shelled turtle) is the source of this 1686-nucleotide messenger RNA. It is a transcript of the gene AQP4, whose product is annotated as aquaporin 4. Gene Ontology annotation, cellular component: plasma membrane; basolateral plasma membrane. Gene Ontology annotation, molecular function: water channel activity. The record is from RefSeq and is a predicted model, not a curated record. Gene Ontology annotation, biological process: water transport; transmembrane transport. Lineage: Eukaryota; Metazoa; Chordata; Testudines; Trionychidae.